This is a messenger RNA of Microsporum canis CBS 113480, 2235 nucleotides long. RefSeq names its product ARS-binding protein 2. Gene Ontology annotation, molecular function: DNA replication origin binding. The coding region runs from base 1 to 2235 and encodes 744 amino acids. The transcript is spliced from 3 exons. NCBI's taxonomy places the organism in Eukaryota, Fungi, Ascomycota, Eurotiomycetes, Onygenales, Arthrodermataceae. The record is from RefSeq and is a predicted model, not a curated record.
AUGGAUGGGUUGUCCAAACCAGGAGCUGAGGAUGUGGUCCAUGGGCGGUCGCAGCCCUCUGGCAAUAUCGAGACCGAGCAGCCGUAUACUAAAUAUCCUGACACCCCAGAGCCACAGCACCAACAGCAUCAGCAGGUAAUAUCGCAGUCCAACAACAGCCAUAGCCCCCAGCUAGCCAGCGGUACCGGCAGCAGCGCGCAUAACGGUGGUAGUAGUGGUAGAUAUGCCAUGUCGCAGAUAAAUCGUGACGUUGUACCCGGCGGCCUUCAACCGUCUCCCAGAGAUCCCCGGUCCACAAUCUUGUCCAGACGCUCGCCGUCUGCCGCGUCCAUGUCACCCCCAGCGUCUGUCUUGUCGCAGGAGCGCCAGAAUGAACGCCUCUCAUCCGUUGAACCGCGGUCUCUACCGUCGCGUGAUAUCACCGAUACCAACUUCGAUGAUGCGUACGUUGAAUUCAUCAUGUACUGCAAUCCAACUAUACCAAGCUCGUCCAGCACUGCGGAGCUUCGUCGUAUGUUCAGGUCGCCCCCUCGCAGUGAAGGGAAGAAUUUUUGCACGUAUACGCUAUGGGAGUUGAUACAGAAGCUUGACCGCAAGGAAUUGAAGACCUGGAUUCAGCUAGCCAUAGAGCUUGGAGUAGAACCGCCAUCCGUGGAGAAGAAGCAGAGUACGCAAAAGGUUCAACAGUAUGCCGUACGCUUAAAGCGCUGGAUGCGUGCAAUGCACAUAGAUGCCUUUUUUGAAUUCUGCCUAGGACACCAACAUCCUUACUACACAAAGGUGCAUUUACUGACUGAACAAGAGGAGGAGUGUCGUGAUGGUGUACCGAGAGAGGAAGAUCUGGCCUUGCGGGCUCUUGUGCCAGAAUGGAAGCCCAAACGAGGUCGCAAAAGGGUUGACGAAGUUGGCGCUGAUCCCAAACAACAGAAAAGAUCUCGUCUAUAUACACCGAACUCCGUGGUAGAGGGCGGAUAUAACACCGACGAGACGCCUCAGAGCUCUAUGCCUUGGAGCGCCUACCCUGAUUCUGCUGAACAUCCGCCUGGCAGCUGGCCGACAGGUCCAACAGCACAUCUGGACAGCGCAAAGAACUCACACCGCAUGGCAACUCCAGAAAGGCCGAUAGACAGCCAAGCGGUCACCUCACGAUGGAGCUUCCCCAUACAUAGAUCGCCGCCUUUUCAAUACCCACACCCGUCCGCCGGAAAGACUAGAGGCCGUCCUAUGCAGGUAGCAGGAGCUGACGCACCACCCUCGUCUCUCUCAACAACUGUUAUUAUUGACCCCGAUACUCGUCCCGAUGAUUCUAUACCCACUGAAGCCACCAACCCUACGCCACCUAACAACAAUGAGACAGCUGCGGGUGCUGGUGCUGCCCAAUCUCCCCGAGAUUAUGCUCCAUCCAGACCUACCAAGUUACAUCUCCAAGUCCCAAAAUCUACUGGCACGCCCAUUCGUCUCGCAACUCCACCCUUGCUAUUAGUUAACGGCCAGAAUGGCUCUGCUGGAAACGAAGAUGCAGCCCGUAACCUUGCCAGAGAUGUUCUUCCAAGUGCCAGUGAGGUGUCCGCUCCCUUCGGCCUAACGCUUGAACAAGUUGACAACGCUCUAUCUCUGGAAAUACAGGGUGCUACCCUAUUCGGAAGAACAACGCCUCUCAGUGUUGCUGAAUCCCGAGCCAUUGCCCACUCAACCAUCCAGCAAGUUAGAUCCCAAUGCCAUCCCGACACCCCUCCAACCGUUGUCGCUAGCUACUGCGCCUUCUCACUCGGUCUCGGUCAUAGGCUUGGCCUAACCUGCAAGGCUCCAGAUCAAAUGAAGAUUAGAAUCGAGCCGGGAAUAUCUGACAACCGGAUUCGCGUGCAUUGCCCACCUGAUGAUCCCACGAAAAAUAGUCCAACCCCCACCCUUUCCAUCAGUUAUACACUUUCUUAUGACUUUUCUCCUACCCCUGGUGCAAUGUCCCAGGUAUCAAUACGGGGCAGCGCUCCUUUGCAAAUGACGCUGGGUGACGACAGAACAGCUCGAUAUGCUCAUCAUAGACAUGCGGAACAGCGUGCAACUAUUGGACUUGAAGAAGGCUUAUCUGAUGAGGAGGAUAACAUCGAGUUUGGCAUGACUGCAAGGGACUGGAAACAGCGAUACUUACUUCUACGGCAACAGACCAAAAAGAAAGACGCCGCCCUUUUGAAGUAUAAGAAACAAAUCCUUGAAGCUGUCAUGACUGAUCCAUGA